GCCAUUUUGACGCCAUUGUUGCCGGAGGUUGUGAAGCCAAAACAGGAGAGUCUUUCCGUGGAGCUAAAGCGACACAGUGCCGAAGCUCAUCUCUUCACACGGCAAAUUUGAUCCGUAGUACUGCGAACAGCCUGUGUUGCAGUGCAUCAUGUCGAAUGUUGGUAGAGCCUCACAAAGAAAGGGCAAGAGCCAGAGCUCCAUCACCAGCCGCCUCAAGGAAAUCCACAUUGAUGAAGAGCUGAAGAUAACUGUGGGGCUCGCUCUGGAGAGGUUACAGUACGGCGAAGAGACAGAGAUGGAAUUUCCCUCGUCCUUAACAAGUACCGAGAGGGCCUACAUUCACCGCAUGGCUCAGUCUCAGGGCUUAAUUUCUAAAAGCACAGGAAAACGGUCAAACCGCUUCCUUACUGUCAGGAAGAAGAACGGCUCAGAGAAACCCCGGCCCAACAUGGCACUCAAUCUCUCCCACAAAAGUCUACAUUUCAUCCGCGGCCUGCUUCAGAGGUUUCCUCUCACCAACAGAGAACAUGCAGAACUAAACUCUAGGAGUUGCAUGUCGAUGGCUACAGAGGCCAGCGACAAUGAUAUUGACAAAUACAGAGGAAGUGGCGGCCUGAAGAACAGCAUACCCAGUGUACCCCACAGGAGGCGUCCAUCAGAACUGGACAGCUUCCGACGCUCCCUGCCCGUGUUUGAACGACAAGAGGAGAUUGUCCAGCUAAUCAGAGAGAACAGGGUAGUCCUGGUGGUGGGAGAGACCGGAUCUGGUAAAACUACACAGAUUCCACAGUUCCUGCUCGAUGACUGUAGCAGGAAUGGAGAGCCCUGCAGGAUCUUCUGCACUCAGCCCAGGCGAUUGGCUGCCAUCGCUGUGGCUGAGAGAGUGGCUGCCGAGCGAGGAGAGUGCGUCGGCCAGACUGUCGGUUAUCACAUCAGACUAGAGAACAGGGUCUCCCCUAUGACGCUGCUGACUUUCUGCACCAGUGGAGUGUUUCUCAGGACCCUGAUGGCUGGAGAUGUCAGCCUCACAACUGUCACACAUGUCAUUGUGGAUGAAGUGCACGAGCGCGAUGGUCUGACUGACUUCUUGCUGACAAAAAUGCGGGAUUUGCUUCAGAAGAUCCCGACACUGAAACUGAUCCUGUCCAGUGCUGCUUUGGAUAUAGACCUGUUCAUCCAGUACUUCGGCUCCUGUCCGGUCAUCCACAUCAAAGGAAGACAGUUCGAAGUGCAGGAGCUGUUUCUGGAGGACAUCUUAAGGAUGACUGGCUUUAAAACUAAGGACAUGAAGAAGUACAAGGAAGACACACAGAGAGAAGCAAAUAAGCAGAAUAUUUUGUCAGAGUGGUGUAAAGCUGUGGAGAACAGUUCUACUGAGGAGCAGAUGACGACUGCCCUGCACUUCCAACAGGACAACAGCAACCAAGACAGAGGGGGCGGUACCUUUAACAAACCGGAUGAGAGUAGCACUGAACAGCUGGAGCCAUGGUUGAAGAAGGAAAUGGACCAGUGUAUUUCCAACAUCUUCCUCAGUGAAGACCAGGAUGCAUUCACUCAGAUCUUCAACCUCAUCCUCCAUGAAAAUGUUAAUGUGGACUACACCCACAGUGUGACAGGAACCACAGCUCUGAUGGUGGCAGCAGGUCAAGGGUUCCUCCCACAGAUGCAGCAGCUGCUCAGUUUGGGGGCCGAUAUCAACAUAAAAGCAUCCAAUGGAUGGACUGCUUUAGACUUUGCUAAACACUUUGACCAAACGGAUGCCAUAGACCUACUCAAGUCCUCCAUGCCCCUGGUGAAGGACAGUAGGCUGGACGAGGUGGCCCUGGUGCAGGACGCCAGUGGAGAGACAAACACUGAAGACAAUGAGCUGCUCAAACUGUACCACCACAGCUUUGAUGAUGAGUAUGUUGACCUGGAUCUCAUCAUGGACCUGCUGCACAACAUCUGCUCCACCACUACUGAAGGUGCCAUUCUGGUUUUUCUUCCUGGAUAUGAUGAAAUAGUGUCACUCAGGCACCUUAUCCUGUAUGAUGACAAAAGAUUCUCCAUCCACACUGAAAGGUACCAGGUGUUCACUCUACAUUCAGACAUGCAGACGAUAGAUCAGAAGAAAGCCAUGAAGACAUCUCCACCCGGUGUGAGGAAGAUAAUUCUUUCUACCAACAUCGCUGAGACGAGUAUCACCAUUAACGAUGUUGUCUUCGUCAUCGACUCGGGGAAGGUCAAAGAGAAGUCCUACGACACUCUGAGCCACGCGUCAAUGUUGAAGACAGUUUGGGUCUCAAAGGCCAGUGCUUUACAAAGAAAAGGAAGAGCUGGACGCUGCAGACCAGGAAUUUGCUUCCAUCUUUUCAGUCGACUCAGGUUUAACAACAUGCUGGAGUUUCAGGUUCCACAGCUGCUGCGGAUGGCACUGCAGGAGCUGUGUCUGCAGACCAAACUGUUGGCUCCCACCUCAUGUACAGUGGCUGAGUUUCUGUCCAAAGCUCCACAGCCUCCAUCUGCUCAUGCAAUCAAAAACGCAGUGCAGAGGCUGAAGGCCAUUGAUGCUAUGGACCAGGAUGAAAAUCUGACUGAUCUGGGCUACCAUCUGGCUGACCUGCCUUUAGAACCCCAUUUAGGCAAGAUGGUGUUAUGUGCUGUGGUGCUCAAGUGUCUGGACCCCAUACUGACCAUCGCCUGCAUCCUGGCCUACCGCGACCCUUUUAUUCUACCGGCACAGGGCUCUCACAAGCAAGCUGCUUUAAAGUGCCGAAAAGCCUUCACCUCCAACUCCUUCAGUGACCACAUGGGCCUGCUCAGAGCCUUUCAGGCAUGGCAGAGAGCUUGCUCUGAAGGCUGGGAACGGGCUUUCUGUGAAGAGAAUUUCCUUUCUCAGGCCACCAUGGAUAUGAUACUGGGCAUGAGGACUCAGCUGAUGGGGCAGCUCCGUGCCCUCGGCUUUGUACGGACCCGUGGUGCCAGUGAUAUACGUGAUGUGAACGUGAACUCUGAGAACUGGGCUGUGGUGAAGGCAGCCCUGGUGGCUGGUAUGUACCCAAACCUGGUCCAUAUCGAUAAGUCCUCUGUUCUGUCCAGUGACAAAGAGAAGAAGGUCCACUUCCACCCCACUUCUAUCCUGAGCCAGAUACAUUUGAAGGAGGUCAGCCCAGCCACGGCAGCUCAGGCCCUUCCCACAGACUGGCUCCUCUAUGACGAGAUGAGACGAGGCCACAGGAUGGCCAGUGUGCGGUGCUGCUCUUUGGUCACUCAUAUCACUGUAGCAAUAUUUUCAGGAGGCGUUAAACUACCCAGUUCUGCCCUGAACCCUGCUGCUCAAAGAGUGUCUCCUUCAUGCAGUCAGCUGAAUGAUGACAGUGAUGGGGAGGCAGAGGACCUGUCUGAGUUGCAGAUUGAUCAGUGGAUUGUCUUUGCGAUGGACAGACAGGCAGCAGAAAAUGUGUUUGAGCUGAAGCAGAAAUGGCAAAAUCUGUUCAACAAGAAGAUCAGAUGUCCUUCAAAACCCCGGUCUGAAGAAGAAGACGAGGCCCUCAUCAACACGUUGGUUUCUGUGCUCAUGGCAGAGGAACAGGAGGCAGGUCUGCAUCAGCCCACAGGCAUCGGGCGGCGACCCCGGCUCGAGCCCCUGUCCGGGGCAUCACAGGAGGGGCCCCACACUCACACUUCUAUGAAGAACCACAAGAAGAACCCCCAACUGUCCUCUUGGAACAUGAAGGACAGACCUGGUAGUGCAUCCAAGCUCAAAGGCCACGGCAGAGACAAGGCCUCUCGGGGCCUGAACCAGACCUCUGAUGACCCUCUGUCCUCCAGUAACUCCUCCUCUUCUAUGAGCUUCGGCAGCCCCUCCCACAGCCCCUGCACCUCCUCUGCAAAGAUUCCACUGGCCCUCGCACCCAAUUCAAUUCAGUUUUUCGUCAUGAAGAGCAGCAACCUGAGAAACAUCGAGAUCUCUCAACAGAAAGGUAUCUGGUCCACAACACCAGGUAACGAGGCCGUGCUCAGCAAAGCCUUCAUGGAGAACAAGCUCAUCAUCCUCUUCUUCUCUGCUGAGGGCUCUGGACACUUCCAGGGUUUUGCACGAAUGACGUCACCCAUCAGCAGGGACAGCUGUCAGAACUGGGGACUCCAAGGACCGGGAAGUGUCUUCAGCAUCGAGUGGAUCCACAAGAAGUCUAUACCCUUCCAGCAGACCCAGCACAUCCUCAACCCCUGGAACGACAACAAGAAGGUCCAGAUCAGCAGGGACGGACAGGAGCUGGAGACACGGGCCGGCGGCCAACUGCUCCAGCUGUGGACCAGACACCUGGACUGACCACACCCCUGGACUGACCACACCCCUGGACAGACCGCACACCUGGACUGACCACACCCCUGGACUGACCACACAUCUACUGUGAUUCGACCAAACUACAUCACACUACCUGUUUUUGCACCCGACUGCAGAGGUGUUUUCCACAGUGUUCUUAUUUGACCUCUGACAGUCCAAAGCGCUGCUCUACCAGUUGAGGCACCGUGUGCUGGAGGAGCUGAUACUGGUUUUUAUGUUCAUGAUGCUGAACGUUCAAUGUUUACUUAUCAAAUUAUUUUCUGAAAUUACUUGACGUGAUAAACUGGAUGUUAAACACAUUUGUCAUCUGAUAUUAUUGCAAAUAACUGUACUGAAGCAUUUUUAAGAAUGUUUUUGUUAAAUUAUACACUUGAUUCUAGUUCAUCCUUGCAGCUGUUUUAAUUCUUUUCAUUACAUACAGACAGUAUGAUUUGGCAGAGUUGAUGUUUAACUUAUGUUGUAUGUAUGUUAAUUUGCCAUAAACAGUAUAAACAGUG
Molecule: messenger RNA, 4824 nt
Organism: Sphaeramia orbicularis (orbiculate cardinalfish)
Lineage: Eukaryota; Metazoa; Chordata; Actinopteri; Kurtiformes; Apogonidae
Gene: ythdc2
Product: YTH domain containing 2
Exons: 32
Coding region: 149-4312 (1387 amino acids)
Cellular component (GO): intracellular anatomical structure
Molecular function (GO): protein binding; helicase activity; ATP binding
Source: RefSeq, a predicted model, not a curated record